AUGACCGCGCUCGCUGCUCCCAUUGUCUGCGCCCGGCUGUUUGUGCGCAGAGCUCUCGGGUGCUCCAUGCGCUCUCACUUGCCUCUUUUUGCUUAUGGCUUCCAUUGGUGUGUGGACAGCCAUGCAGUGUCUGAGGUAUCUGCUUGGCAGCCCUGCAGGCUGGGAAGUGAUGCCUGUGAGGCUGCAAUGCCCACUGCUGAUGGAAGGAGCACAGAGUGCUCCCUGGCAGAUGGCAGAGGAACCUCACAGGAGCUGGCUGUGGUCCAGAUCACCACCCUCAUGGAGAAGCUGCUGUCCGCUGCCGUAGCCGAUACAGAUUGCAGUGUCCACGAAGUGUUUGCAAAACCACCUCCAACGAGCCCGGGCGCAGCGGCCGCUCUUACGCAACCCGCGGCUGCCCUGCUGGGCGGCUCUGCGGUGCGCGGCUCGGCGCCGAGCGGCGACAGCCCUGAGCGCUGCCUCGGCACUUCGCUGCUAACCACAGCACCGCCCGCACCGCUCCAGCACGCCGGAAUUAACACAAUUCGUUCGCCGGCAGUUCUGGCCGUGAAGAAAGGGUGCAUUCCCGCGGAGACCUGGCGCUGCGCAGGGCGCUGGGGCCUCCCUCCGCCGAGCGACAGGGACGCUGCAGGUUCCGUCCCCUGCCGAGCCGGCAGAAGCGCUCAGGAGAGGCGGGAGGAGCUCUGGGACCCUGCGCUGCGCCCAGCGCCCCGCGCCAUCCCGGCGAGCACCUCCGCAGGGCUCCCCGCCCUCCCCGCCGCUCGGCCCCAGCGCUGCCCGCUCUGCUCCGCUCCGCUCCGCUCCUCUCCCGGCCGCCUCCCUCCGCAGGGAGAGCGGCCCGCCCGCCUGCCCGGCCCCCCCGGCCCCGCGUCCCGCAGCCGCCCCCCCGCGGGGUCACCCGGGGACAGCGCCCGCCUCCCGCCGCAGGAAGCGCCGCAGCCGCCCCGGCGCCUCCCGCUCGGCGCUCGCCUGUGGCAGGUGAGACUCGCCGCGUCCCUCCCCGCUCCCCCGGGGGCCGCCCCGCACGCUCUCCCUGCCGGCCGAAGGGACGGGGCCGGGGGGAGCUGCCCCGGGCCGGCGUGUGGGGCGGGAAGCCCGAGCGGGGGUUCCGCAGGCGGGCCGGGCGGGGGUCCGGGCGGCGCUCCGCUGCCGGCGCUGGGCCGGGGCGGCCGCGCACGGCGGGGAUGGAGCGGCGCCGGGCGGGAGCGGCGCCGCCGGCCGCCCCCGCAACCCGGGCCCGGCCUGCCGCCGGGGCGGAGAGGCCCCGGUGUGCCGCCGCCCGGGCAAUGCCGCUCCCUCCUCUUCCCAGACCUGCCGGGGCUCCCCUGA
Molecule: messenger RNA, 1329 nt
Organism: Serinus canaria (Common canary)
Lineage: Eukaryota; Metazoa; Chordata; Aves; Passeriformes; Fringillidae
Product: translation initiation factor IF-2-like
Exons: 3
Coding region: 1-1329 (442 amino acids)
Source: RefSeq, a predicted model, not a curated record